AUGGAGACUGAAAACAAUGAAACUGCUGAGGCCCGCGUCGUCGACGAGCUCCGCGCCCUAGAAGUCGACGAGAUUGCACGCGCCGAGCGGGAGCGUAAGCGACGCGCCGCCCACAUGAGAUUACCGCCACCGCGUAAGCUGGAGAAGUUGGGCCUCUCGAGCAGCGGCGGUCCGGGGCUCCCCGUGGACGUCUUCAAGAAACUCUUCAACGAAGGAGACAAGGACGCGGUGGUAGCUUGGUUCGACGCCACGGGACCGCGCGACAUAAACGAGACGUUCACGCUCACGGAACCGUAUCUCGCGAAGCGCGUAGGUGCGGAGCCCGUUUCAGGCCACACGCUGCUGGCCCUGGUCGCGCAUUCGCCUGCUUAUUACAGCGGCCACGUGGCACUCGUUCGCUGGCUGCUGGCGUGCGGCGCCGAUCCAACCAUACGAAACGCGGAUGGGUGGUCGCCGCUGGAUUUUGCGUGCACGAGUCACGAAGUCAUGUAUUCGCCAUCGUAUAACUUCACUGCAAACAAGCACGAGAUAAUCAUGCUGCUCAUUGCCGGCGGCGCCGAGGUCAACGCACUUAUCCCUUCCAAAUACUAUCCAGAUGAUCCAACGGCGAAAAGAUAUUCGCCUCUGGGCGAACUCCUGACCCUAAUGGAAGGACGUAAUUCCAGGGACACUCAAUUUCGGGGGCUGGAGUUUGUCUGCCGGGCGUUGCUGCUCGCCGGCGCGUCGUUAGAUAAUUGCACCAAUGAGGAGGACGACCAUUGGAACCUCAAGACGGCAGAGUGGAGAUUAGACAAGGCAGCCUUCGAAACGCGACAACUCGCCGUCUGGCAAAAGUGCAGUAUUUUGGUCCGAGAGGUGAGAGCGGCCGGCGGCGGAUCGUAUGCCUUCGCCCUGUCGAGCUCCGCGCCUUCGUCCAUGAACAGCAGCGCCGCAUACAAGGCGUGCUUCGUGCGGCCGCGAAAGCAGAUCCUCGUUCUCCGGGCGCUGGCGCUCAAGAGACGCGCGAAGACGUCGAACGCCAUCCUCGGAUUCGUGUUUGGUCUGCCAAACGGCGUCGCCUGGAACGUCCUCUCGUUCUGGCAGUGCUACUACAGGAUCAGAACCCCGAACAGUAGCGGCUGCGGCGGUCCCGACGACACCCACUGGCACACCGGCCCGUGGUAG
Messenger RNA from Pelagomonas calceolata, 1164 nucleotides. NCBI's taxonomy places the organism in Eukaryota, Pelagophyceae, Pelagomonadales, Pelagomonadaceae. The record is from the annotation of a GenBank genome assembly.